This is a messenger RNA of Nicotiana tabacum (common tobacco), 927 nucleotides long. Its product is annotated as zinc finger A20 and AN1 domain-containing stress-associated protein 8-like. NCBI's taxonomy places the organism in Eukaryota, Viridiplantae, Streptophyta, Magnoliopsida, Solanales, Solanaceae. Gene Ontology annotation, molecular function: zinc ion binding; DNA binding. The record is from RefSeq and is a predicted model, not a curated record.
GCAGUUUUACAUUUCAAUCCUCCUCUUUCUCUUUCUUCUCUCUUUUUAGGUCUCUCUCUCUCUCUCUCUAAUCUUUCUCAAUUUCUUCCUCUUUUCUUCACCUCUCGACUUCUCGAUUUAUCGCUUCGAUCAAGGCCUUUUUCUGGGCUUCGAAUUUGAAACUGAAGAUCGGGUUAACUGCAGAAAAUGGAAUCUUCCAAGGAGACAGGCUGCCAAGCUCCAGAAGGCCCCAUCCUUUGCAUCAACAACUGUGGGUUCUUUGGUAGUGCAGCCACCAUGAAUAUGUGCUCCAAGUGUCACAAGGACAUGGUACUGAAGCAGGAACAAGCUAAAUUUGCAGCUACAUCAAUCGAAAACAUUGUAAAUGGAAGCUCAAGCAGUAAUGACAAAGAGCCUAUUGUCACUGGUUCAAUCAAUGUGCAACCGGGAUCAGCAGAAUUAAAGGUUAUCUCUACAGAAGCAUCUUCUGAUUUAUCCUCAGGCCAGAGUUCAGAGGUGAAGCCAAAAGUGGGCCCAACUAGGUGCACUACUUGCCGCAAGCGUGUGGGCUUAACAGGGUUCAAUUGCAAGUGUGGAAAUCAUUUCUGUGCAGCUCACCGUUAUUCAGACAAGCACGACUGCCCAUUUGAUUAUAAGAAUGCUGGUCGGGAUGCUAUUGCUAAAGCAAAUCCUGUUGUUGUAGCAGAAAAGCUAAACAAGAUCUAGGAAGCCUCUAUUGAAUGUUAUAUGAACUGAAGUAUGAUGUUCUUGCUUUAAAAUCUGUUGGUCUUGGCCUUUUGUCGUAUAAGGUGUCCCUUAGAUGUCAAUGGUAUAAGAUGUCCCUGUUCAAAAAUGGUAUAAGUGAUGAAAGUAGGGCACAAUCAUUAUAUCUCCAGUUUGUAAGUUGUUAUUUUUGCUGGCUUGGUGGAUAUCUUCAUGGACCUUGUA